Molecule: messenger RNA, 4166 nt
Organism: Thamnophis elegans (Western terrestrial garter snake)
Lineage: Eukaryota; Metazoa; Chordata; Lepidosauria; Squamata; Natricidae
Gene: PDZD8
Product: PDZ domain containing 8
Exons: 5
Coding region: 302-3859 (1185 amino acids)
Biological process (GO): mitochondrial calcium ion homeostasis
Cellular component (GO): mitochondria-associated endoplasmic reticulum membrane contact site
Molecular function (GO): protein binding; lipid binding
Source: RefSeq, a predicted model, not a curated record
GAGAGAGAGGCUUAAGCGGGCCAGAGAAGGAGGGAGUUGUGCGCACGCCCAGCGGCGGCGGCGGCGGCUGUUCGCCUCGCCGUCUGAGGGCGGAGCGGGGAGGGAAAGACGGCGCCGAGUUUAGCGCCCUGACUUGAGCGCGGGGGGCCCCGGUGGUUUUCCGCAGGUCGUCGUUGUCGUCAAGAUGGAGGAGGCGGGGAUGGUUUCGCCGCUGCCGGAUACGGCGUAAGAAAGGUGGGAAGCUGUCGGGGGAAGCCGGCGCGUUUGCUUCGAGGCAGCGAAGGGCGCCCGAGGCGAGGCGAUGCUGUCGGUCUAUGGCAUAUUGCUGUCAGCUCUGCUGGGCUCCUUCCUCACGCUGCUCGCCCAGCUCCUGCUCUUUUACCGGAGGCAGCCCGAAGCCGUCCCCGGGUUGUCCCGGCUUCGCGGCUCUAACUUCUUUGUUACCAGAGUAAUGCCGGACUCGACCCUCAAGGAGUAUUUAACCGGCUUCCUCGUCUUGGGGCAGGAAGCGUUUUUCCCCGGAUCUUUAGUCAGCCAGCCUUCCAAAACCGAGCAGAGCUUCAAAGCCCCCGACCAGGAAUCGCCCCCUUUGGUGGAGUGCACGGAGGAGACCCUCUACUGGCUCAAUGCCAUCUGCCUCUUUCUCUUCAGGGAACUCAAGGACACCUCCUUGCUCCGCCACUGGGUCACCAGGAAAAUCAAGGUGGAAUUCGAGGAGCUUUUGCAGACCAAGGUGACCGGCAAAGUGUUGGAGGGGCUCAGCUUGCGGGAUGUCUCCUUUGGCAACGUCAUCCCCCUUUUUAAAAACAUCAAGAUAUUGCGGCCGGUGACGUGUAACGAGGAAGGCUGCCCCGAGGAGCUGGACUUCGAAGUUGACAUGGAGUACGAGGGGGGCUUCCACUUAGCCAUUGAUGCGGACCUGGUUUUUGGCAAGUCGGCCUAUCUGUUUGCCAAAAUCUCUAAAAUCAUGGGUCGGCUGAGGCUGGUCUUCACCCGUAUACCCUUCACGCACUGGUCCUUUGCUUUUGUCGACGAGCCUUUGAUCGACCUUGAGGUCAAGUCGCAGUUUGAAGGGAGACCCUUGCCCCAACUGACUUCCAUCAUUGUCAAUCAGUUCAAGAAAGUGAUCAAGCGCAAGCAUACCUUACCUCACUAUAAAAUCAGGUUCAAACCAUUUUUUCCAUUUCAAGUUGUGCCACCUGAAGAGUAUAGAGACCGGAACCUCAGUGUACAAGGUUUCUCACUAACGGAAGGAAGACUGAAAAUUUCUUUAAUGGAAUGCUCAAGAUUAUUUAUUUUUGGUUCCUAUGAGAGAGAAAUAAAUAUUCACUGCACAAUUGAAUUGAGUGACAAAUUUUGGGAAGAGAAAGAAAGGACUUUCAUCAAGACGGCAGAACUCAUAAAAGGAAAUUCGCCAAGUAUUGGAAUCACUCUGCGUCAAAUACAGGCUAAGGAAGGAGAAACAGGGCACGUUGUUAUUGAAACUGUUACACCAAAUUCUGCUGCUUCUGCCGCUGACCUUCAGAGGGGCGACAGGCUAUUAUCUAUUGGAGGAGUCAGGAUUACAUCAACAGUACAAGUGUUAAAACUUAUCAAACAGGCCGGUGAAAGAGUCACCAUAUAUUAUGAGAGACCGGUUGGCUAUACUCCUCAGUCUUCAUUAGCUCAAGAUAAUCUUACUCAGUUGGAAGAGUCAACAUUUUCAGAUGAAUAUUUGCUGAAUGAAAUAGAUAAUAAAGAAUUAGAUAUAGAAUUUGAAGACUUGGCAAAUGCACUAAAGUCAAGUGAAUUCAAAGAUGAUUCUUCAACUAGUCCCAAGCACAUACCAGUUUCACUUGCUGGUAAACCACCUGGAACGCUAUCUCCAGUAUUAAAUCGCAAGUUACAUGUAGGAAGUUAUCAGGCAUCUUCAAGGGUACUUUUCAAAGAGACAGCCAGACCAGUAGUACACAAAAGUCCUGAGAACUUGGAUUUAAGUCAACAGACAAACAAACAGCCACAGUUAAAUGUAACCAAACCACCUGUACCACCCAGACCACAGAUUAAAGUGCCAGCAGUUUCUAGUGAUGUUCAAAAUAAAUUAGAAACUGGUGACUUAUCUUCUGAGAAAGUAGACAAGCUCCCUUUUCCUGCCAAUAAUGGAGACAAGGGUUCAGAAAAAGUAAUCAAAGUUAUUGAUCUAGGAGAAGAAUCUACAGGACUCAAACCACUUGCUAAGGAGGCUUCAGAAAUUUCAUCGAGUUUUAAAACAAUUACAAAUAAAUCAGAAGCAUUAAAAGAAAGUAUAGAAUCUCUGCAGAAUAUUAAAGCACCUGUCAAUAAAUCUGUUACAAACAAAUCAGAACUACAUAAAGACAUAUCAGAUUAUUCACAUUAUUCACUGAAUGCUAAGGCAGUAGAAAACCAUAAUUCUUGGGAAUCACCAGAAAUUCCUUACCGUAAUCGAUCAGGUAAAUGGGCAAGGACAAAAGCUUCUUCCUACAUAUUUGAAGUAGGAAAAGAACACACUUACCUAAAUAUUGGUGUUUGGUGUAGAGACCCUUUUAAAGUAGGUGGGCUGGUUUGUUUGGGAUAUGAAAGCGUAAAACUUGAAGAUGUAGCUUUAGAUUGUAUAGCUACAUCCUCCAUGGAAUUCAUUAGGUCAUUUCGACUAAAUCCUCCUGCCCCUAAAGCUACAGUAACUAGAACAGCAUUGCGGAGUUUGAUCUCACACAAAGGUUUCAAUGAAAAGUUUUGUUAUGGUGAUGUCACACUACAUUUUAAAUAUUUAAGAGAGGGUGAGCCGGAAGACUCAACUUUUCUGUUGGAAAAAGAGAAAGAAAAUAUUUCAGAAGAAGCAGCAGCUCCUGUUCUUUCAAAAGAAGAUUCUUAUUUCGGACAACUUACUUAUACUGAAAAUAGGCAUAAUUUCCAAGAUACUCAGUUUCAAAAUCCAACUUGGUGUGACUACUGCAAAAAGAAAGUUUGGACAAAAGCAGCCUCACAGUGUGUGGUUUGUGCGUAUGUUUGCCACAAAAAAUGUCAAGAAAAGUGUCUGACAGAUGCUCCCUUCUGUUUAGGAGCCACAAGACGACUUGAACGAGUUUUACACCCUUUUAAAUUUGAAAACCAAGAUUCUCAGUCCACACCAGGACCUCGUGUAGAUUCAGAAUUGAAACCUGCAAAUAAAGCAGCGGGUCUAACAAGACACCUCCUUAAUACAAGCAGCCGAUUCUUAAACCUCCGCCAAGUUCCUAAAGUUCGUGUUAAUGAGCAAGGACCUGAAAUGGUAGAACCUUCGCCAAAGCAGACGCCACACCCUUCUGAUAAUGAAGGUAGUGAUACAGAUACCGGUGGCCCUAGUAGUCCUUCUAAGCAAGUAACUACUUCGGGGAUUAAAUUAGCAAGGAAGGAAGGAGGACUUGAUGACAGUGUUUUCAUUGCAGUGAAAGAAAUUGGCCGAGACCUUUACAGAAGUUUACCUACAGAAGAAAGAAUCCAGAAAUUAGAGAUUAUGUUAGAAAAACUUCAGCAGGAAAUAGACCAGGAACUGGAGAGCAACAAUUCCUUAAUUAGAGAAAAGAAAGAAGCAACGGAUGUAAGGAGAAAAAGGCUAUUGUCUGUUGCGCUGGCUAAAUCGGGGGAAAGGUUGCAAGCCCUGACACUCCUUAUGAUACAUUAUAAAGCAGGCAUUGAGGAUAUAGAAGAAAAUUCUGCUUUAGAGCUUGGAUCUAGAAAAGACGAUAAAGAUGAAGAGGACAACACCUUAGUGGAAGAAACAGAUAAUGAAGAGGAGGCUGUUUUAGUCAUGACACCAGUACUUGAAACCCUACUCAAAGAAGAAGAGAGACUUGAAUCCCAGAAUGCGUCUGUAGACUGAUAUUGCACAGUUGGUCUUGCAAAUGAUAAACUGGGAAACACUUUGCACUUAAUCAAACUACAUCGGAUUUCAAAAUUGUAAUUAAACACUGAGAUAAUAUAUACAUGCUGCUUCUCCAUUAUUUUCAAACCCAUGUAAGGAAAUGGCUUUUAUUUCCAGGUACAAUAUGGUUUUAUUUUGUUGAACCAUGUUAUGUUUCAAUAACAUUUUGGGACUUUAUACUAGAUGAUUUUUAAUUUAUUUGGACUUUUUUCUAAAAUGUGUUUCUAAAAUAUAUCAGGGUAAAUUGCAAAAUGGAAAAAAAAAA